Lycium barbarum (goji berry) is the source of this 609-nucleotide messenger RNA. RefSeq lists its product as uncharacterized. Lineage: Eukaryota; Viridiplantae; Streptophyta; Magnoliopsida; Solanales; Solanaceae. The transcript has a single exon. The record is from RefSeq and is a predicted model, not a curated record. Bases 1 to 609 code for a protein of 202 amino acids.
AUGAACUCCUUCAACUUCCAGCAGAACAUCAUAGUAGAGAAGAAUAAUGUCAUUCUUACGUACAAAAGACUUCAAAUAGUUACAUCCCUCUUCCGUUUCAUUGAGCUAUGUAUUUUCCUUUUCGUAAUCUCAAAAUUUUCCACUCAAAUACUUCCAUCAGCAGAAUAUUUGAAGAGACUAUGCAUAACCCUCAUUAGUCCCCCGUUCGUCUUCGUUCUUGGAAAUGCAAUUGUCAUCAUUUUGUUCUUGUUAAAAUCUUGUCAAUCAUCAACUAAAGAAGGGUCAAUAGUCAACCCUAAAGCCGAUUCCCACGAUGACACUACCGUGGAUUUUUUCAAGGCGUGCAUUUCAUCAGGCGGACAAGUAAAAAGGAAAAUCUAUAGGAGCCAAUCGGAGAAGUUGACGACGAACAAGUUAUCUCAUGCAGAGGGGCCUCAUAAUAGGGAAUUGAGGCGGUCGGCAACGGUAGCAUGCCGGAGAUAUGGUGAGAAACCGGCGGCAGAGAUAAGCUGUGAAGAGUUCAGGCAUACCGUGGAGGCUCUCAUUGCCAGACAACAGAAGCUUUUGAGGGAAGAAGAAUUUUCAGCUGUUGUUUCUUCUGAAGCAUAG